AUGCCCUCGCCCACCGACGACGAGACCCCGUUCCCGCCCCUCACCCACGCGUCCACCUUCAGCGUCUUCGGCCGCUCCCACCUCUCGCCUCACGAUGCCGCGCCGCCGCCCCAGCACCGCCGCCGCGGAGGAGGAGGAGCCACCGGAGCCGGCUCGGGCGCGAGCGGAGACUACGUCGACGGCGCUGCCGAGUCGCUGCCCCGGAUGAGACACAUGGCCUCCGACCGCAGCACCAGCCGUCGCCGGAAGCGCGCGUGGAAGAAGCUCAUGUGGGUGAAGCAGUCGUACCCCGACAACUACACCGACCAGGCCACGUUCCUCGAGAACCUCCAGCGCAACCCACGCCUCAAGCCCUACGACUUCUGGCCCCUCGUCGCCGACUCGACCGUCAUCCUGCAGCACGUCUGCUCCGUCAUCAUAUUCGUCGUGUGCUUCGUCGGCAUCUUCAAGGACCGCGUCUCCCCCGUCUCCGUAGCCAGCUGGAGCAGCUUCGGCACCUUUCUCGGCUGGCUGCUGUGGGAGCGCUGGGUCUCCGAGGAGGAGGACCAGGACGACGAGCUCCUCCUCGCCGCGGGCGGCGCCGUCGCCGGCACCACGACGGGCCUGGGCCGCGCCGGUAGCGUUCGCCGCCGAGGGCGCGCCGCGAGCAUGCGACGCCCGCCGCCGCACCCGCUCCGCACGGAGUCCUUUCCGUCCACGCCCGCCGCUUCGCUGACGCCGUCCGCGACACCCUCGGCGGUGCCCUCUGCGGCCAGCUCGACGACCAACCUCCACCUGAACGGCGGCACCACCCUCAAGCCGCCUCAGUCGGCGUCUACGACGUCGCUCGGGUCGCAGCAACAGCAACAACAGCAGCUUGGCCCCGGCGGGGACAUGUUGCCGCUGCCGCAAAACAUGUCGGAGCCGGAAGAGUCGCGAGCGCAUCAGCGCCUCGGCACCAUCAAGUCGGCGCUGCUCAUCUACUGCACGCUGCUCGGGCUCAGCCCGAUCCUCAAGUCGCUGACCAAGUCGACGUCGAGCGACAGCAUCUGGGCCAUGUCUUUCUGGCUGCUGGCCGUCAACAUCUUCUUCUUCGACUACUCGGGCGGUGUGGGGGCCAAGUUCCCGGCGUCGCUGUCGACCAACGCGGCGCUCAUGGCGUCGACGGUGCUGGCCAGCCGGCUGCCGUCGACCAAGCAGGUCUUUAGCCUCACCCUCUUCAGCAUCCAGGUGUUUGGGCUGUUCCCCGUGUUUCGGCGGCACGUGCGGCACCGCAGCUGGCGCUACCACGUGGUGCAGACGGUGCUGCUGGUGCUCGGCGCCGGGCUGGGCGUCGGCAUGGUGGUGUCGGACCCGCGCCGCGACGGCGGCUGGCCAUGGAAGAACGGCACCGUGGGCAUGGUGGUCGGCGUGGUGGUGGCGGCGCUCGCCACGGGAGGGUGCAGCUGGUGGCUCAUCGGGCUGCAAAAGUACAAGAACGAGAUUCGCGGACCGUGGGACCCGGCGCGGCCCAUUAUCAUGAGCAGGACGCGCUGGGACGAUAGAUGA
Purpureocillium lilacinum is the source of this 1527-nucleotide messenger RNA. RefSeq lists its product as uncharacterized. Gene Ontology annotation, biological process: GPI anchor biosynthetic process. Gene Ontology annotation, cellular component: glycosylphosphatidylinositol-N-acetylglucosaminyltransferase (GPI-GnT) complex; membrane. Lineage: Eukaryota; Fungi; Ascomycota; Sordariomycetes; Hypocreales; Ophiocordycipitaceae. The record is from RefSeq and is a predicted model, not a curated record.